ACACACACACACACACACACACACACACCACUGACCGCUGCCAGCAAUGUUCUUUUUGCAUAGCAGGAAAAUGAAACUGCUAUUUGCAUUCAGAAUUUCUGAGGGCCAAGUUUCCAUUGACAACAUGUCAGUGCUAUGUGUUUGUGUUCUCUCAUCUGUUCCUCUGGACAUCACAUAGACAAGGGUGUCUAUUGAAAUAUGUAUCUUUAUUUCAGUAAGAUAUUAAAAAAAGGCAUCCAUGCCAAGUAUCAACACAUUGAAGUCUGCUCCUGGGUUUCCAGAUGUUCUGUAUGUGCUGCUCAGCCUGCAUUUAAUGGCUCAUCAGCCAGUAAGACAGGUUUGUUUGGGAGUGUCGGCUUCUGACUCAGCCACAGGACUGCCAGAGAAACAAGCUAAUGUGAUAGUAUGCUAUAUGAUAUUGCUGGUCUUAUUAUGAGUUUUUAAGGGCCAGUAUCAAAAUGUCCCCAUUUAAUCUAAAUAUCUCUCCUUGCGAGGAUUCAAAGGAACAUCCCACUGAUUGUACAUAGUUCAAUUUCCUCAUCUUAGGGAAUACCAGUCACCAUAUGAAAACAAUUGGAAAACUGAAGGUGUGGAGUUUGAACUUAGGACGUGGGUGUUAACCAACCAUGAAUGGUGUUAACCAACCAUGAAUGGGCCUAACUAAAGAAGCUUUGAGCUUCAUUACGUGAAAUGUAGAUUCCAACAUCUUCCCUCCUUCGAGGGACUAAAAGUCAAGAUAUUUUUCUCUCUGCCGUGUAGAUUUUGACCAUUCUUUUUCUUACAGUCUCAUGCGAGAGCCCCACCUUUAUGGAAGUGCAAUAUAAAGUCGCUGGAGUACACCUUUCACUUUCAGACCAUUACAGGAAACUAAAAUGCUCCACAGCAAUCCAUUAAAAUUCUUCUGAAUGGAUUAAGAGUCCUUGGGUUUACCAUUAGUGCAACUCGCACAAAAUGCCCCAACAUAACAUGGAGAGCCCCAGGAGCCCGUGGCAGCAGGGGCUACGUCCGCCAUGGAUCACCAGAGUGACUGGAGGCCAGAGCCCCGCCUCCUCGGGGGCGGAGUCGGAUACAGAGAGCAGCAGCACGGAAAGUGAGAGGUCCUGUAUUAAAAUGCUGGAGAUGGGCUUACUGAGGGUUUCGUCACCCUCCAUGCUCCGACAGCGAAUCACAGAGAUCGACCAACAGAAGGAAGAACUGAAGAUUGAACUGCAGCUGGAGAUCGCCCUGCUGCAGGGAGAGCUGCAGACGGAGAAGAGCCAGCUGCACAGACACACACAGAAGCUGCAGACUCUACAGCGGGAAGCCAGACAGAAGAAGAAGAAGCAGAGACACAUCGACAGACAAAAGGAACGAGAAAGUCUGGAGGAGGAAAGACGCAGGCUGGAGGAACUGAAGGGGAGGUGUGAGGCGAAGGAGAAACUGAUCCCCAGUCAGCCAGAGGGCCAGAGAGAACAGCUAACACUGCAGCUGCAGCAGGAGAAAGAAAUGAUGGAAGCGGCAGUUCGGGCCUUUGAGGACUGGGAGUUUCGUGUUCUGGAGCAAGAGAGCGCCGUUGACGAGGAGGAAGAGAGCGCGGUGGAAGAAGAGGAAGGAGAGAGUGCAGGACACAUGGAGAAUGAAAUUUCGCGUCAGCAGCAUGGCAUCAACAUUGCUCAGGAUAGAGUCCAGCAGUUGGAGAGACAGCUGAGGGAGAUGGAGAGGGAGAAGGAGAAGGAGCUGAACGCCUUGAGGAAAGAGAGGAGAGACCUGGUCCUCACAAGUCAAACCGUUCCCAAAGAGAAGAAGCCGCUUAACGAUUGGUCGAACAUCACCGGCUCGGCCCCCUGCAUGAUGUCAUUCUCCCCUUUGACAGUUAACAAGCCUCCUCAGGACCCAUGCAAAGAAUCUACCAGUUUGCCCAGAAGACGGAGCUCACAUCGCAACAACAGAGUCAGUGACAGGCCGCUGUCAGCACAGGUGUUGGUGAGGACGCUUCCAGACAGCCAGAGCCCAGAGGCUUUCACUUCCCCUCUCCCCUCCCAUAGACUCAGCAACGGGCACAGAAAUGGGACCAGCAACGGCGGUGGGCUGCUCUCUCCAUGCAGCAGUGCAACAAGUUCCCGCGCUGCCAGCCCGUCUCUGUUGGAUCUCGUGGAGAUCGAGAAGAAACUGAGGGAAGCCAAGGCAGAGAGAGAGAGGCUGCUCAGAGAAAGGGAAGAGCGACAGCAGUUGUUGGAGGAGAGAAGGCAGAAAGGGUUAAACUCUCCCAAAACAGAACCUCCGGAGCCAGAGACCCCACAAAGCCCAGAGGCUGAACCAGAUGAGCAACCAAACAGCAGCUCUCCUCCGAACGCUCCAGAGAAGGCCCUCCAGCAGAGCAGCCUGCCCCUCUUCCUCUCUCUCAACUUUGACCUCCGAGCCCACGUGGAGUCCCUGGGUCACGGAGUGACCAGCUGCACGGACCUGCGACUGACGCCUCGACGCUGCGCAGGCUUCCUGACCAAACGAGGGGGGAGGGUCAAAACCUGGAAGAAGAGAUGGUUCCUGUUUGACAUGGACCACAAACGACUAGCCUACUAUGCAGACUGUGAUGAGAGGAAGCUAAAGGGCGUCAUCUACUUCCAGGCCAUAGAAGAAGUUUACCUUGACCAUCUACGAACAGCUACUUCUUCUCCGCGGCCCAGUCUGACGUUCUGCGUGAAGACAUACGACCGUCUCUUCUUUCUGGUGGCAUCCAAUCCAGUAUCAAUGCGGAUUUGGAUGGAUGUCAUUGUCACUGCAACAGACGAGCACAGCCGUUACUGACCUCUUGUAUACAUGACUGUGCAACCCUUGAAUAAAGCUCCUGAGCGGACAUAGCAGAAAAUUAUUUCCCCAUAUCUGAGGGGCUGGUUUUGCUGAGAUCCACUUCAGGGGCUGAUUCUGUACCUGGACUCAUGCCUCUGUGGACAAAGUGCGUGAGAUGCAGAGGUGCAGUGGUUUCAGGCACUUGGAGGAGACUGUUACUUGGUGCUUGAGUGGCAGCGGAGGGUUGAGCAGCCUAAAACAGCAGUCUUUUACUGGGAGGUUUAACUCUUUGAGUCUGACCUCCCCCUGCUGGUCUGAGCCCAGCAUUACAGGACUGGUACUACACCCCAACACACUACUAACAGGGGGUGGACACGAUAAUAGCAACACCUGCCCAAUAUAAUGCAAUCCAAAAUAACAACCCAGCAAUAACUAUAACCUGUAUACCUUA
This is a messenger RNA of Etheostoma spectabile (orangethroat darter), 3217 nucleotides long. It is a transcript of the gene phldb3, whose product is annotated as pleckstrin homology-like domain, family B, member 3. The coding region runs from base 952 to 2784 and encodes 610 amino acids. NCBI's taxonomy places the organism in Eukaryota, Metazoa, Chordata, Actinopteri, Perciformes, Percidae. The record is from RefSeq and is a predicted model, not a curated record. The transcript is spliced from 15 exons.